Messenger RNA from Pleurotus ostreatus (oyster mushroom), 2940 nucleotides. It is a transcript of the gene BRO1, whose product is annotated as bck1-like resistance to osmotic shock. Gene Ontology annotation, cellular component: endosome. Gene Ontology annotation, biological process: protein transport to vacuole involved in ubiquitin-dependent protein catabolic process via the multivesicular body sorting pathway. Gene Ontology annotation, molecular function: protein binding. Bases 1 to 2940 code for a protein of 979 amino acids. Lineage: Eukaryota; Fungi; Basidiomycota; Agaricomycetes; Agaricales; Pleurotaceae. The transcript is spliced from 5 exons. The record is from RefSeq and is a predicted model, not a curated record.
AUGGCGCACCAAUCUCCAAUGAUUUCGAUACCCAAGAAGACUACGGAGGAGGUCGAUUGGACAACACCCAUCCGGAACCUGGUCGCCCAAUCGUACGGGGAGAGCCCUGAUAACUACGCUGCAGAGUGCGCAUCGCUUCAGAGGUGUAGACAAGAUGCUGUCAGAGGUGCCGGAAGCGACAUGACCGCUCGCGAUCUACUUUACAAAUACUUCGGCCAGCUAGAACUGCUCGAGCUGCGCUUCUCAGAGAUACGCGUCAGCUUUCCGUGGCACGAUGCGUUCACCAACAAGCUCAUUACCCAAACGUCGAUAGCAUAUGAGAAAGCAUCUAUUCUAUUCCAGAUCGCCAGCACGCACUCUGCAAUCGCCGCUUCGCAGAACAGAUCGGACCCAGAGGGCCUGAAGCGUGCCUUCUACUACUUCCGGACCUGUGCCGGAAUGCUCACGUAUAUCAACGAGAACUUCCUGCAUGCUCCUUCCACAGAUCUGAGCCGAGACGUAGUGAGGUUCUUGAUAAAUAUCAUCAUAGCUCAGGCCACGGAAGUCUUCUUCGAGAAAUGUACCGACGAGAAGAAGGGAUCCGCGCUCGUCGCCAAGAUUGGUGCCCAAGCUGCUGCUCUGUACACGAUUCUUACGGAGGAUGUGAAGGAAUUCAUGGGGAAAGGUAUAUUUGACCGAAAUUGGGUCACGCUCUUGCAGAUCAAGUCUAAAUACUUCUCUUCCCUUGCCCAGUAUCAUCGCGGAUUGGCAGACAGUGCUGCCGGAAAACAUGGCGAUGCUCUCGUUCGCUUCACUCAGGCGGAGUCCCUUGCCAAAGAAGCCUCCAGAACCGCAGCAACGUUUGGGUCUGUUUUCGUCACCAACAUGUCUCCCAAUCUCCCUGCAGACGCCGGUUCUUCCAUCCAAGAGCGAACGAAAGCUCAUCUCGCUAUAUGCUCAGAGAAGAAAGCCGAAGCCACCCGCGAGAACGACCUAAUCUACAACGCUAUUCUUCCGUCUGCGGAAGCGCUUCCAGUUAUAGACAAACUCUCAGUGGCGACGCCAAUUUCAAUACAAGAUGUAUAUGGCUCGCCCGAAGUCCAGAAAGUCAUUGGGCCUGAUCUCUUCGUUCGCUUGAUACCGCUCAGCGUCCAUGAAAGCGCUAGUGUGUACUCCGAGGAAAAGGCGAAACUCGUGCGAGGUGAAGUGGAGAAUGCGGAGACAGCGGAAGGAGAAGUACGUAGUGCACUCGAUGCUCUUGCUGUAAAGGACGGGAUAGUCAGAUUCCGCGCUAUGGCAGAAGGUGAAUUGGGUGGCGGCGAGGAUAUCCCCAUGGACGUCAGGCGAUUCAAAGAGGAUAUAUCGAUUGUGGAGGACCGAGAAGGCGUGGAGGGUCUGAUGGCCGAGCUUCAGAGGAAGAAAGACGCUGUCAGACAAGUGUUGGAGACAAUCAGCCGGGACCUCGAUGUAGAGAACAGAGAUUGCGAGAUGAUGCGGGUGAAGUAUGGCCACGAAUGGACGCAGGCACCGUCCGCCAGUCUCACGAAGUCCAUAAGGCAAGACCUCAAAUCUCAUUUCAGCGCUUUGGAGGCCGCAUCUGCGUCUGAUCAACAAGUUUCCGCUUUAUGGGACUCGGUCCGAAAUGACAUCCACUUGCUACUGUCGGACGACAUAGAAGACGUGUUUCGAGCAAGCACAGAACGGGGAAACAAGCCUAUGGAGAGCUUGUUAGAUCUAGAUGUCAGUACGGAGGCCGAUGAAGCGACAGAGAGAGCUAAGAUUGGCCAAUUGGUCACCGAGAUUGAUGAGAGGCUGAACAGGCUCACCAAAAUUUCCAAGGAGCGGGCUGAGGUCUUGAAGGAUCUCAAAGACAAGGCGAACGACGUAUCUCACUUGCUCUUGCUUAAUCGUCGUAACUCUGGCGUGGAACCAGCAUUAUUUGCCAAUGAGUUAGAGAAGUUCAGGCCAUACCAACAGCGGCUGGCUGCUACCGUUGUCCACCAACAAGCAGCACUCCAAGAAGUUGCUCAGCUCUGGAAGACAUUGAAGGAUUCGGCGGGGAGAGGCCCUGGAGCUAAGAAAUGGGAUGAGCGGGAGAAGAGAAAGAGGGAUACUGUACGUAGGUUCUCCCGAGCAAGGGACGUCUACAUGGAAAUCCGAGAUGGUUUAGCGAAAGGGCUACAAUUCUACACCGAGCUCACAGACUUGAGCGCUUCGCUGAGCCGGAAUACGAAGUCGUUCAUCGCCAGUCGGGUUUCUGAACGGAACUCUUUGAGCGCUCAAUUGGAGACUGAAAAGAAGCUGUCAGCAUCAGCCUCCCCUCCACCUGUCGCUCCGAAACCCCCAGUACCACCCCUGCCGUCACGAUCUGAUCUCAGCUCUUCCUUCGCGUCGAUGAAUUUGGGUCGCGGUCCCCCUACUCCUCCCGUACAGCAUCAAUAUCAGCAGCAUACAUCCCCUCCACCUCCACCUCCAUCGCAGCAUCGUUUCUCUCCACCGCCGUCCCAAGGGUAUGCACCCCCACAACCUCAGUAUAACCAGCAUCAGCCUCUGUCUCAUCCCGAUCAACAACCUCAGCGCCAUUUCUCUUUGCCUCCACCGCCACCACCACCUUCGCACAACUCCUUCAGACCGCCGCCGCCCCCGCCUCAGAGUGACCCGUAUGCAGCACUGGAUAUGUUUGAUCGCUUUGCUGCUAGCGCCCCUCCGCCCCCUCCUCCAUCGCAGCAGCAGCAAUAUCAGCAGCAACAAUCGCAGUAUCCACAGUCUGGGUAUACACAAAAUUACCAGCAGGCCCAGCAAGGUCAAUAUACGCCUCAGUCCAUGCCUCCACCUCCACCAGCACCGAUCUCAUAUCAAUGGGGCCAGCCCGCGCCUCCACCACCCCAACAACAACCAGGGCAAUAUCAAUCGUACGCAAAUCAGCCCACCGGAUACGGUCAAAGUCAAAGACAGUAUUGA